CUGCGCAGCGACGGUGCGCAUGCGCGAUUCCUGAGGCAAGGGCGGUACCGUCGCGCGUGGAAAGAUGGUGAAGCUAACGGCGGAGCUGAUCGAGCUGGCGGCGCAGUACACCAACGCCGUGCGGGACCGGGAGCUCGACUUGCGCGGAUACAAGAUUCCUGUGAUUGAGAACUUGGGCGCCACUCUGGACCAGUUUGAUGCUAUUGACUUCUCUGACAAUGAGAUCCGGAAGCUGGAUGGGUUCCCCCUGCUGAGGAGACUGAAGACAUUGCUGAUGAAUAAUAACAGGUUAAGCCGAAUAGGCGAGGGACUUGAACAGUCUUUGCCAAAUCUGAAGGAACUCAUUCUUACCAACAAUAACAUUAUGGAGCUGGGCGAUCUUGAUCCCUUGGCAACAAUUAAAUCACUAACUUACCUGAGUAUUCUGAGAAACCCCGUAACGAAUAAAAAGCAUUACAGGCUGUAUGUCAUCUUCAAGGCCCCACAAGUCAGAGUUCUGGACUUCCAGAAAGUGAAAUUAAAAGAGCGUCAGGAGGCAGAGAAAAUGUUCAAGGGCAAACGGGGUGCACAGCUUGCAAAGGAUAUUGCCCGGAGAACCAAAACUUUCAAUCCAGGUGCCGGUUUGCCAGCAGACAAAAAGAAAGCCGGGCCUUCUCCAGGAGAUGUGGAAGCUAUCAAGAAUGCCAUCGCUAAUGCCACAACUCUGGCUGAAGUAGAGCGGCUCAAAGGAUUGCUGCAGUCUGGACAGAUACCUGGCAGAGACCGAAAAGCAGGCCUGUCAGAUGAAGUUGAAGAAGAAAUGGAGGAAGACACAAUGGCCAAUGGAUCAUAAAACAGUUUUUGCCUCUGGAGGGUCUGCAGAAAUCAAUUGUAUGACUUUGGGUCGUCACAUUUGGGUGUUUAAGAGUCAGAAUGCUGGUAGAGGGUUUUUUUCUUUUUUACUUUCUUCCAAGGUUCUACUGGUUUAUGUGAAUUGAAUCACAGCUUGUAAAUUUUAUACAUUCUGAAGUAUAAAUAAAACGCCUUUGUUUUUGUGCAA
Molecule: messenger RNA, 1039 nt
Organism: Sphaerodactylus townsendi
Lineage: Eukaryota; Metazoa; Chordata; Lepidosauria; Squamata; Sphaerodactylidae
Gene: SNRPA1
Product: small nuclear ribonucleoprotein polypeptide A'
Exons: 9
Coding region: 65-832 (255 amino acids)
Biological process (GO): mRNA splicing, via spliceosome
Cellular component (GO): U2 snRNP
Molecular function (GO): U2 snRNA binding; protein binding
Source: RefSeq, a predicted model, not a curated record